GGCUGUCCUGAGAUCACAGCCCGAAGCUGUCUCUCAAGCGAGCAGGACGGUCAGAGAGCGCCUUGUGUGCAUGUAACUUAUUUAUUGUAUCAAUAAAAAUAUGCACACCGUGUAGGCUAAUCUAUACUCGGGCUCAACUUUAUCUUCAGAUAAAAACAGGGAAUUAAAACGAGGUGGAUCCUUUGCAAGCGAGGACUGAUAUAACGGUUAAUAACGGUAGCCAUUAACAGCUUUACGUCUUAGACCCUUCCUGACACAGCCUCACCAUGCUGACUGGUCUGUUCCGUAUGCAUGGCCUGCUGGUGGCCUCACACCCCUGGGAGGUGAUCGUGGGCACUGUCACCCUCACCAUCUGCAUGAUGUCCAUGAACAUGUUCACUGGCAACGAUCAGAUCUGUGGCUGGAACUACGACUGCCCCAAAAUGGAGGAGUUGGUUCUAAGCAGUGACAUCAUCAUUCUGACUAUAACACGUUGUAUAGCCAUCGUCUACAUCUAUGUCCAGUUCCAGAAUCUACGGCAACUAGGAUCCAAAUAUAUUCUAGGUAUUGCUGGACUGUUCACCAUAUUCUCCAGCUUUGUAUUCAGCACGGUCGUGAUUCACUUCCUGGACAAAGAACUCACUGGCCUCAACGAGGCCUUACCCUUCUUCCUGCUUCUGAUCGACCUUUCCAAAGCAUGUGCCCUAGCCAAGUACGCCCUCAGCUCAAACUCACAGGAUGAGGUGCGGGAUAACAUCGCCCGUGGCAUGGCGGUGUUGGGGCCCACAUUCACAUUGGAUGCCCUGGUGGAGUGCCUGGUAAUCGGAGUGGGCACCAUGUCAGGUGUGCGCCAGUUGGAGAUCAUGUGUUGUUUCGGUUGCAUGUCCGUCCUGGCCAACUACUUUGUCUUCAUGACCUUCUUCCCUGCCUGCGUGUCCUUGGUGCUGGAGCUGUCGAGAGAGAGUCAAGAGGGCCACCCCAUCUGGCAGCUGAGCCACUUCUCCCGCGUCCUGGAGGAAGAGGAAGACAACAAACCCAAUCCUGUCACCCAGAGAGUGAAGAUGAUCAUGUCUCUGGGUCUGGUGAUGGUGCACGCUCACAGCCGUUGGAUUGCCGACCCCCUCUCCCUCAAUUCCUCCCUGGACGUUCCUCAGGUGGGCUCGCUGUCCCUGGACGAGCACAUACCUAAGAGGAUUGACCCUGAGAGACCCCUGUGGCAGUUCUACAUGUCCAGAAUGAUCAGCCUGGACAUUGAGCAGGUGAUCUGCCUCGGCCUGGCGCUCCUCCUCGCCGUCAAGUACAUCUUCUUUGAGCAGGUUGAGAUGGAAUCCACACUAUCUCUGAAGAGCCCCAUGUCCCUGAAGCAGGGAUCCGACCGCACCGCCUGCUGGCUCACUGACCAGUGCUGCAGGAAGGAGGCUGGCCCCAGCCCCCCCAAGUCCCCUCUCCGAACAGCCACCCCUCCACAUGCCCUGGCAGAGGCCACCAAAGAGGAGAUAGCCGAGGUCAUCCGACCCCUUCCUGCCAUGACCUCAGAGCCCCAGCCCAUCAAGAUGGUCUUCUGCCUGGGUUCGGUGGAGGAGGAAGGGGAGAACCAGAUGGAGCCCCACACUGUAGAUCCCUCCCAGGUCCCCCAGCCCAGUUUCCCUGCAGAUCCCAGACCCCUGGAGGAGUGUCUGGCCAUCCUGAAGAACCCAGAGAUGGGGGCCCGUUUCCUGAGUGAUGAUGAAGUUGUGGUUCUGGUGAACUCCAAACACAUCCCUGCCUACAAACUGGAAGCCAUGAUGGAGAGGCCAGAGAGAGGGGUUGCCAUCCGCAGGCAUAUGAUCUCCUCCAAGCUUCCCAACAUCUCCGCCCUCUCAUCUCUGCCCUACCUAGACUACGACUACUCCAAGGUGAUGGGGACUUGCUGUGAGAAUGUGAUUGGCUACAUGCCUGUUCCAGUUGGCGUGGCAGGGCCGCUUCACCUGGACGGGAAGCAGUUCCAGGUUCCCAUGGCGACCACGGAAGGCUGCCUGGUGGCCAGCACAAACCGAGGCUGCCGUGCUAUUGCUUUAGGGGGAGGUGCCAGUAGUCGUAUACUGGCAGAUGGGAUGACCCGGGGUCCUGUGAUAAGGUGUCCAUCGGCCUGCCUGGCUGCAGAGGUGAAGGGCUGGCUGGAGAGCACAGAGGGCUACCAAGCCAUCAAGGAUGCAUUCGACAACACUAGCAGGUUUGCUCGUUUGCAGAAGCUUCAGAUCGGUCUCGCUGGUAGAAACCUUUACAUUCGCUUCCAGUCAAAAACAGGAGAUGCCAUGGGAAUGAACAUGAUAUCUAAGGGUACUGAGCAGGCCCUGGCCAGGUUACAGGAGCAGUACCCUGAGCUCGUGGUUCUGGCUGUCAGUGGGAACUACUGCACCGACAAGAAGCCUGCAGCUAUUAACUGGAUCGAGGGCAGGGGCAAGUCAGCUGUUUGUGAGGCCACCAUCCCAGCUAAAGUAGUCAAAGAGGUUUUGAAGACCACCACUGAAGCUCUUGUGGAUGUCAACAUCAACAAGAAUCUGAUAGGAUCUGCAAUGGCUGGAAGCAUCGGGGGCUACAACGCACACGCCGCCAACCUAGUGGCAGCCAUCUAUAUCGCCUGUGGACAGGACCCAGCCCAGACAGUGGGUAGCAGUAACUGCAUCACUCUGAUGGAGGCAUCAGGUCCUACUGGUGAAGACCUGUACAUCAGCUGUACCAUGCCAUCCAUAGAGCUGGGUACCGUAGGGGGAGGAACCAUCCUGGCCCCACAGCAAGCCUGUCUACAGAUGUUGGGCGUGCAGGGCGCCAGCCAGGAGUUUCCCGGGGAGAACGCUAGGCAGCUGGCCAGGGUGGUUUGUGCCACUGUGCUGGCAGGAGAGCUUUCCCUUAUGGCUGCCCUUGCCGCUGGGCACCUUGUCAAGAGUCACAUGACCCAUAACAGGUCCAAGGUAAACUUACAGGAAACAGCCCCAGGCACCUGCACCAAGAAGGCAUCUUGAACUGUUCCUGGUUAAAUUAGAGUGGAUCUUUGGUUCCUGUGGUAUGAAGAGGGAGAGAGCCCUUCCCUGGGACCAACAUUUCUUCUCAGCCCUAUUCAAGGGCACCGUCUGCAAUGGGAUCAUAUUUUCAUUAUAGUGCACUACCUUUGAUAAGGGCCUAUAGGGCUCUGGUCGAAAGUAGUGCACUGUAAAGGGAGUAUGUUGCCAUUUGGGAUGCAAGAACAAAAAGCGUUAUGUCUGGACAGAUACACAUUUGAUAUUCAAAGGGAUUUCAACAUGUUUAAAAAACAAACUCAAAGUGCUAUAACUGUCAACUCAUCAUGCAUCAUUAAGCUGGAAUUGGACUUGGAAAGUCUGGAAAUCAGACUGCUUCUCCUCAUCUGGAAUAUUUUUGUAUCAUGAAUUAACUUUUUUUGUAAUUUUAAACCAGUUCACUAUGGGCACCUAAUACUCACUGACAUGGACUUUUGCACAAGGCUCUGUUUUUCAAAAUCUUUGAUGCUUCAGCGAUUGACUGUGUUACCUAAGAGUUAACCCCCAGCUGAAGUAAGAAUAGUUCAGCUGAAGUUCUGUAAGCAUGGGCCCAGAUCAGUGUAAACGCCUUUCCUACUCCAUUGUCCUUUUCAAGACCAACAUGUUUGUCAUGAGGUUUCCAUACAGCUGUAAAGAGUGCAGAAACAGAAACCCAACCACUCAAACUACAGUUGAGCAAUGUUAUCAACAAAAAAAACACAGCAACAAUCAAUGAAACAGUUGUGUAAAACUGUACACUAACAUUUUCAAAAAUGUUCUUGAAAGAACUACUUGCCAAAAACAGCCUUCAUAAACUAGAGAAAGUCGUUCCUAAAAGCAUAGCCUUAGCCAAAUGUUUGUUUUUCCUUAAAUAUUCAGCGAAUAUUACAAGUGAUUGAGAUGUAUAAGGUGAGCAAUGCUAGAGAGAAAAUGUCAGGUGUAGAGAGUAAUGACACCCUUUCAGGGUAAGAGAGGCACAAAUGUAUUGGAGAUUUAUUCACAAAGGUGCUAAGAAGAUAUCUAUAAUAAGAAAUUACAUUGACUUGAGUGGGAAGGAAGACCAUUGUUAUUACGGACAAAGCUGAGAGAGUUACAAUGAAACAACUAACAUUUUGGCUUUGAAUCUCUCUACUCUGCAUCUUAAAAAUGUAUGGCACCUAUUGUGCAACUCUUUUGGAGUUUACACUAUUUCACUACUUUGAAUGAACUGAAAUGGUGGGGAGAGAGAAUACCUUCAUGAUUGAUUGAGUUACAGACUGCUGGUUUGUACACAUUUCUAAUGGUGAAUGUGUAGAUCUAAUUUGAGAAUUAUA
This is a messenger RNA of Esox lucius (northern pike), 4306 nucleotides long. Its product is annotated as 3-hydroxy-3-methylglutaryl-coenzyme A reductase. Lineage: Eukaryota; Metazoa; Chordata; Actinopteri; Esociformes; Esocidae. Bases 267 to 2981 code for a protein of 904 amino acids. The record is from RefSeq and is a predicted model, not a curated record. Gene Ontology annotation, molecular function: protein binding; hydroxymethylglutaryl-CoA reductase (NADPH) activity; NADP binding. The transcript is spliced from 19 exons. Gene Ontology annotation, biological process: isoprenoid biosynthetic process; coenzyme A metabolic process; sterol biosynthetic process. Gene Ontology annotation, cellular component: peroxisomal membrane; endoplasmic reticulum membrane.